UUUAUUAUAUUUUUUCAGUUUUUCCCAUUUUGAAAACGAGGCGAUGAAAAAAACAAACAAAGCAAUAUAAAAGUUUAUAAGAUAAGAGGAUUGGGAGGGAACGGUAACCGCUAAGGUUGAAAGAGAGAAAUACUAUCUUCGGAGCCAACCAGGUGAAAAGAUGGUGGUGAGUAUUCGAUUAGCGAGACUUGGGUGCACUCACAACCCUUUUUAUCGGGUUGUUGUUACUGAUAGCAAAGCUGCAAGAGAUGGCAAGAACAUUGAAGUUUUAGGUUACUACAAUCCUAUUGCAGCUAAAGAUGACGAGAAAAGAGUGAGUAUCAAACUGGAACGUGUGAAGUAUUGGCUUUCUGUUGGUGCUCAACCUUCAGAACCUGUGGAGACUCUUUUAUUUCGAGCAGGUUUACCAGUGAAACGUAAAGGCGGAGCGUUUGAUAACUACCCUGACCAGCCAGCCAAUGCCAAUGACAAAGAAGUUGAUGGUAUAUCUCCAGAAGCUGUAUUGUCUAUCGGCUUACAAGUUAACUGAAGAGAAUAACAGCCAUAUGUUUGGAGAAGGUGGGUUGUGUUGUGAGUGUCAUUCAAUGCAAUGGCAAACACUUUGAUCAAAGUUUGUACUCUGUUAAAUUGAUAUGUCAUCUUGCUGUUGAAACAUCAACUGUUUUUUCUUCUGAAACUUACUUGGAAGAUGUCAGUACAAUAUUUGGAUGUAGCUUAUUUGAUUAUUGCUUUAUUCCUCUACCUGUCAUGUAUGCAUGCCUGACAUUGCUGUUUACUCUUUAAGUUGAUUUUUAUGUUUAUGGACUUAUGAUCACGGGGAUUCAUUUUGAAUA
Molecule: messenger RNA, 833 nt
Organism: Cicer arietinum (chickpea)
Lineage: Eukaryota; Viridiplantae; Streptophyta; Magnoliopsida; Fabales; Fabaceae
Product: small ribosomal subunit protein bS16cy-like
Biological process (GO): mitochondrial translation
Cellular component (GO): small ribosomal subunit; ribosome
Molecular function (GO): structural constituent of ribosome
Source: RefSeq, a predicted model, not a curated record